Messenger RNA from Knipowitschia caucasica, 3495 nucleotides. The record is from the annotation of a GenBank genome assembly. Lineage: Eukaryota; Metazoa; Chordata; Actinopteri; Gobiiformes; Gobiidae.
AUGGGUGCGAGGCCGGAGGUGGGCGGAUCUCUUGGACCUGAUAUUGGAAGAGUUAAACAAGAGGGGAAUGGCCCCAAGACCAAGCCCCAAAACCCAGCCCCAAGAACCAGCCCCAAGACCAAGCCCCAAGACCAAGCCCCAAAACCCAGCCCCAAGAACCAGCCCCAAGACCAAGCCCCAAGACCCAGCCCCAAGAACCAGCCCCAAGACCAAGCCCCAAGACCAAGCCCCAAAACCCAGCCCCAAGAACCAGCCCCAAGACCAAGCCCCAAGACCAAGCCCCAAGACCAAGCCCCAAAACCCAGCCCCAAGAACCAGCCCCAAGACCAAGCCCCAAGACCAAGCCCCAAAACCCAGCCCCAAAACCCAGCCCCAAGAACCAGCCCCAAGACCAAGCCCCAAGACCAAGCCCCAAGACCAAGCCCCAAGAACCAGCCCCAAGACCAAGCCCCAAGACCCAGCCCCAAGAACCAGCCCCAAGACCAAGCCCCAAGACCAAGCCCCAAAACCCAGCCCCAAGAACCAGCCCCAAGACCAAGCCCCAAGACCAAGCCCCAAGACCAAGCCCCAAAACCCAGCCCCAAGAACCAGCCCCAAGACCAAGCCCCAAGACCAAGCCCCAAAACCCAGCCCCAAAACCCAGCCCCAAGAACCAGCCCCAAGACCAAGCCCCAAGACCAAGCCCCAAGACCAAGCCCCAAGAACCAGCCCCAAGACCAAGCCCCAAGACCCAGCCCCAAGAACCAGCCCCAAGACCAAGCCCCAAGACCCAGCCCCAAGACCCAGCCCCAAAACCCAGCCCCAAGAACCAGCCCCAAGAACCAGCCCCAAGACCAAGCCCCAAGACCAAGCCCCAAGACCAAGCCCCAAGAACCAGCCCCAAGACCAAGCCCCAAGACCCAGCCCCAAGAACCAGCCCCAAGACCAAGCUCCAAGACCCAGCCCCAAGACCCAGCCCCAAAACCCAGCCCCAAGAACCAGCCCCAAGAACCAGCCCCAAGACCAAGCCCCAAGACCAAGCCCCAAGACCCAACCCCAAGAACCAGCCCCAAGACCAAGCCCCAAGACCAAGCCCCAAGACCCAGCCCCAAGAACCAGCCCCAAGACCCAGCCCCAAGACCAAGCCCCAAGACCCAGCCCCAAAACCCAGCCCCAAGAACCAGCCCCAAGACCCAGCCCCAAGACCGAGCUCCAAGAACCAUCCCCAAGACUAAUUUCAUGCAUUUGCUGAAGCGACACUACAGCAGUGAGACUGGACCCUACAGCAGUGAGACUGGACCCUACAGCAGUGAGACUGGACCCAACAGCAGUGAGACUGGACCCUACAGCAGUGAGACUGGACCCAACAGCAGUGAGACUGGACCCUACAGCAGUGAGACUGGACCCUACAGCAGUGAGACUGGACCCUACAGCAGUGAGACUGGACCUACAGCAGUGAGACUAGACCUUACAGCAGUGAGACUGGACCCUACAGCAGUGAGACUAGACCCUACAGCAGUGAGACUGGACCCUACAGCAGUGAGACUAGACCUUACAGCAGUGAGACUAGACCCUACAGCAGUGAGACUGGACCCUACAGCAGUGAGACUAGACCUUACAGCAGUGAGACUAGACCCUACAGCAGUGAGACUGGACCCAACAGCAGUGAGACUAGACCCUACAGCAGUGAGACUGGACCCUACAGUAGUAAGUCUGGACCCUACAGCAGUGAGACUGGACCCAACAGCAGUGAGAGUAGACCCUACAGCAGUGAGACUAGACCCUAGUAAGUCUGGACCCUACAGCAGUGAGACUGGACCCAACAGCAGUGAGACUAGACCUUACAGCAGUGAGACUGGACCCUACAGCAGUGAGACUGGACCCUACAGCACAGUGAGACUAGACCCUACAGCAGUGAGACUGGACCUUAAAGCAGUGAGACUGGACCCUACAGCAGUGAGACUGGACCCUACAGCAGUGAGACUGGACCCUACAGCAGUGAGACUAGACCUUACAGCAGUGAGACUAGACCCUACAGCAGUGAGACUGGACCCUACAGCAGUGAGACUGGACCCUACAGUAGUAAGUCUGGACCCUACAGCAGUGAGACUGGACCCAACAGCAGUGAGACUAGACCUUACAGCAGUGAGACUGGACCCAACAGCAGUGAGACUGGACCCUACAGCAGUGAGACUGGACCCAACAGCAGUGAGACUGGACCCUACAGCAGUGAGACUGGACCCUACAGCAGUGAGACUGGACCCUACAGCAGUGAGACGGACCUACAGCAGUGAGACUAGACCUUACAGCAGUGAGACUGGACCCUACAGCAGUGAGACUAGACCCUACAGCAGUGAGACUGGACCCUACAGCAGUGAGACUAGACCUUACAGCAGUGAGACUAGACCCUACAGCAGUGAGACUGGACCCUACAGCAGUGAGACUAGACCUUACAGCAGUGAGACUAGACCCUACAGCAGUGAGACUGGACCCAACAGCAGUGAGACUAGACCCUACAGCAGUGAGACUGGACCCUACAGUAGUAAGUCUGGACCCUACAGCAGUGAGACUGGACCCAACAGCAGUGAGAGUAGACCCUACAGCAGUGAGACUAGACCCUAUGAGACUGGACCCUACAGCAGUGAGACUGGACCCUACAGCAGUGAGACUAGACCCUACAGCAGUGAGACUGGACCCUACAGCAGUGAGACUAGACCUUACAGCAGUGAGACUAGACCCUACAGCAGUGAGACUGGACCCUACAGCAGUGAGACUGGACCCUACAGUAGUAAGUCUGGACCCUACAGCAGUGAGACUGGACCCAACAGCAGUGAGACUAGACCUUACAGCAGUGAGACUGGACCCUACAGCAGUGAGACUGGACCCUACAGCAGUGAGACUGGACCCUACAGUAGUAAGUCUGGACCCUACAGCAGUGAGACUGGACCCAACAGCAGUGAGACUAGACCCUACAGUGAGACUGGAUCCUACAGCAGUGAGACUGGACCCUACAGCAGUGAGACUAGAUCCUACAGCAGUGAGACUGGACCCUACAGCAGUGAGACUGGACCCUACAGCAGUGAGACUAGACCCCACAACAGUGAGACUAGACCCUACAGCAGUGAGACUGGACCCUACAGCAGUGAGACUAGACCCCACAACAGUGAGACUAGACCCUACAGCAGUGAGACUAGAUCCUACAGCAGUGAGACUGGACCCUACAGCAGUGAGACUGGACCCUACAGCAGUGAGACUAGACCCCACAACAGUGAGACUAGACCCUACAGCAGUGAGACUAGACCCUACAGCAGUGAGACUGGACCCUACAGCAGUGAGACUAGACCCUACAGCAGUGAGACUGGACCCUACAGCAGUGAGACUAGAUCCUACAGCAGUGAGACUGGACCCUACAGCAGUGAGACUAGACCCUACAGCACUGAGACUAGACCCCACAACAGUGAGACUAGACCCUACAGCAGUGAGACCAGAUCCUUCUGCGCUGAGUCCGGUUUGUAA